CCAGAGCCGAGCCCCCGCGAGCAACGGAGGAACUACAAAUACCAGCAAGCCGCGGUGUGCGCAUGUGCAGUGAGGGUGCUGGCGGUGGCCAGACUGCGCCCGCGCACCGGAGGCCGCGGCGGUGGCGGGAAGUGCGUCCGUGAGGGUGGAAAUACAGUAAUCUACCGACUGUUCCUAACAGAAGAAAGAAAAUUCCUACUCACAAUGCUUCCUGUCAGAAUGAAAUUCCUACAGCUACUGUGCAUGAAACCAGGGAAACUAGAAACACUCUUUCAAAUACCUUUUUGCCAAAAGCAAUUCCCAUUUAUGUGUCUGGCUACCUCCACAUGUCUUCAUAGUAAAAAUAAAAAAGUGAACAGCUAUGAACUAGUUGACCAGGACAAAUACAAUAAUUUGGUCUCCUCUGUGAUCUCUUACAAAACCAGUGCCCAAACACCGGAGACAAUACUUGAAGAAGACAGUUUUUUAUAUGGGCCACCAAAACAACACAAACGUCUGGUUAAAGCUGAAACAAAAGCUCCAAGGAAUUGGAUUCCUUUAAUAAACCGGAACAAGAAGAUUCCCCUUCUCAACAGUGAUUCAAACUUCCCCGUGAAAAUCCCUUUACGAGAGAAAAACAAGACAAAAAUGCCCAGUGUUACCCAUAUUCUUCAACAGACUAUUUCUCCACAGCAAGCCUUAUAUCUAGAAAGAUGGAAGCAGAAAAUGAUACUGGAACUUGGAAAAGAUGGUUUUACAGAGUAUACUAAAAAUCUUUUCCUCCAAGGACAUCUCUUUCAUGCCGCUUUGGAAUCUAUAUUCCUGUCUGAAGAGAUGGUAACUAAGGAGCGGAGAGAAGAUGUCACUGUUUCUGGCUACUUGUCGAGUGUGGAACAUGUCUUGAAAGAUAUCAGCGAAGUGAGAGCUCUGGAAAGUGCAGUUCAGCAUGAGACUCUUCAGUAUCUGGGCCUAGUAGACUGCGUGGCUAAGUAUCGAGGCCAGUUGUGUGUGAUUGACUGGAAAACUUCAGAGAAACCAAAGCCAUCUUUGAAGGAUACUUUUGACAACCCUUUACAGGUUGCAGCAUAUAUUGGAGCCAUCAAUCAUGAUGCCAAUUAUGACUUCCAGGUUAGCUGUGGACUCAUCGUGGUUGCCUAUAAGGACGGCUCCCCUGCGCACCAGCAUUUCAUGGCUCCUGAGCUGUGCUCCGAGUACUGGAAUAAGUGGCUUUUGCGCCUUGAAGAGUACACAGAGAAAAAAGCACCCAAACUAAGCUGUGCAGAGACAAGUGGUUUGAGCACAGAGCCAGAGCAAGAAUCCUUUAGUUAAAUCUGUGAUUUUGUACAUACUUUUUG
This is a messenger RNA of Neopsephotus bourkii (Bourke's parrot), 1334 nucleotides long. RefSeq names its product mitochondrial genome maintenance exonuclease 1 (gene MGME1). Gene Ontology annotation, molecular function: single-stranded DNA exodeoxyribonuclease activity. The coding region runs from base 205 to 1308 and encodes 367 amino acids. Gene Ontology annotation, biological process: mitochondrial DNA replication. NCBI's taxonomy places the organism in Eukaryota, Metazoa, Chordata, Aves, Psittaciformes, Psittacidae. Gene Ontology annotation, cellular component: mitochondrion. The record is from RefSeq and is a predicted model, not a curated record. The transcript has 5 exons.